Messenger RNA from Lucilia cuprina (Australian sheep blowfly), 996 nucleotides. RefSeq names its product synaptosomal-associated protein 25-like. The coding region runs from base 82 to 717 and encodes 211 amino acids. Gene Ontology annotation, biological process: synaptic vesicle fusion to presynaptic active zone membrane; synaptic vesicle priming; exocytosis. The transcript has 2 exons. NCBI's taxonomy places the organism in Eukaryota, Metazoa, Arthropoda, Insecta, Diptera, Calliphoridae. The record is from RefSeq and is a predicted model, not a curated record. Gene Ontology annotation, cellular component: plasma membrane; SNARE complex. Gene Ontology annotation, molecular function: SNAP receptor activity; syntaxin binding.
ACAGUAUAAAAGUGCUCGAUAAAGUUUCAAUUAAAACACAUUAUUUUUUAUAAAACGAAUAAAAAUCCAUUAUAAUCAAAAAUGUCUGAUAAUACAAAUUCACGGCUCACAGAAUUAGAAGAAAUACAAAUUCAGUCUGUUAAAAUAGCCGAUGAUUCAUUAGAAAGUACUCGGCGCAUGUUAAAUAUGAUGGAAGAAAGUGAGCAAGCUGGACAAAAAACUAUGGAAGCUCUGGAUGAACAAGGUGAAAAAUUAAAUAACAUAGAACGAGGCAUGGAUAACAUUAAUGCAGAUAUGACUAAGGCUGAAAAAAGUUUAAAACGAUUGAAAAGGUGUUGCAUUAUUUGCCCAACACCAUGGAGAAAAGUUCCAACUCAAGUUGAGACAGAUGGAGAAUUUAUAACGGAAACAGAAGGAAAUGCAAAAGUAGUCGUGGAUCAACCACGACGUGUUUAUGAGGAAAGAACAGCGAAUUCUGCGAUUCCCUCAUCUGGUUACAUUACACGUAUAACAGGCGAUGCCCGAGAAGAUGAAAUGGAUUCAAAUUUGUGUCAAGUUAAUAAUAUCUUAGGUACUCUUAAGAAUAUGGCCGUAGAUAUGAACUCUGAUUUAACAAAACAAAAUACUCAAAUUGAGAGAAUUACUGCAAAGGGAGAUGCUAAUAGCGUACGAUUGGAUCAGGUCAAUAUAUCGGCAAAUAAAAUGAUUAAUAGUUAAAGUAUACUUUAGGGAUAAAAGUUAAAGCUCAAAGUAAAUAUCAAACAAAUAUUGAAUGAAUCCAGCUUUGAAAGAAUGCACAAUGAAAGACACACAAUCGAAUGAAAUAAAAUGGCACAAAACUUAAAAAACCACAGACAGCACAACAUUAACUGAAAUAAUAUUAAAUUGAAAAAUAAAAUGAGGAACAUAAUAACAAGAAAAGAAUAACAAACAUAAAAACAAACCACAAUUUAUAAAUGUCCAAUAUUAAUAACUAAAUGGAACCACCAACAACAA